This is a messenger RNA of Solenopsis invicta (red fire ant), 2589 nucleotides long. RefSeq lists its product as uncharacterized. Bases 262 to 2433 code for a protein of 723 amino acids. The record is from RefSeq and is a predicted model, not a curated record. NCBI's taxonomy places the organism in Eukaryota, Metazoa, Arthropoda, Insecta, Hymenoptera, Formicidae. The transcript has 2 exons.
AACACUUCGACAGUAUAACCUGGUAUAACUCAGUAUAACCUAUACAGACUGCGUCCUGAUUGGCUUUCACAAUAAACCAGUACAGAAUCACGUAAGAAAAAUAGGACAUGAUCUAUUACGAAAAUCCAAUACGCGAGCCAGUAGCGUAGCCCGUAAGCUACCCAUUUCCAGUACGGGAGCACGUAAGACUGCCAGUAUAGGAGCACGUAAGCAAUCCCGUAAGAAAAAACGUAUCGUCUGCGGCAGGCUUAACAAAACCAAAUGGAAUCUACGUCUAAAGGUUCCAGUAAUACGACGGAAGGUGAUUUAACAAGGCUGAAAUUAUUCAAUGAAAUAAAAAACAUUUUAAAGAGUGAUACAAAAGAAAUUUAUGCUAAGGUGGAAACACUUUUAUCCGAAAAUGAAAAUUCAAGUUAUCAUUUAUCAGAUGAAGAAGAAAAGCAAAUAUCAGAUCAAGUACAUAAAAUGAGAUCAAGAUGGGAUUCAAGUAAAAGAAUAGAAAAAAAAUUUUUGAAAAAAAAUCAUGAUUGGUUACAAAAAUCCAUUGAACUGAAAAAAGAAGACCAAAAGAAGAAGAAAAAUAAUAAAGAAUCAAAAGAAAAACAAAAUGAUGAAAAAAAUUCAAAUGCAGGUCGGCGAGAACUCAGUUUCUCAGAAUCUUCAGAACGAAGUAAACGCAGGAAAACAGAAGAAUUACAAACGAAUGUAUCAACUGAAGCUCUCCUAUACUCAGCAACAAGUAAAUUGCGUUCUGAAGGUAAUACUGAUUUUGCAAAAGUGGUGCGUGAUAUUUCCGAAGGCAGUCCUACAAAAGCUUCGAAAUACAGAAAAUCUUUGGAGUCUGCGAAUAAAAAUAUACCUUUCACUAAUAAUGAAGCUUUAUCGUUGUUUAUUGAACUUGGAUUAUCUCAAAGCAAAUACCAGCAGCUGCGAAAUGCUCAUGUGCAGAAAAAAUCAAGGAUGAUUCCAUCAUACAAAAAGCUACAGAAAGCAAAAUUACAAUGUUAUCCAGCCUUAGGUUUUUCUUUCACUGAAAAUGAAGCAGCAGUUACAUUGCAAUCUCUAUUAAAUCAUACGAUUGACCGCAUUAUUCUUCAUCAAGUAGAAGUUAUAAAAUGUUUAUCUGAAGAACAACUACAAAAUUUAACCUUAAUCGUUAAAUGGGGCUGUGAUGGUAGUUCGGGACACAGUGAAUAUAAGCACAAGCUCGAUGAAAACGAUGUUAGUGACGAAAGUAUUUUUUUCACCUCUCUUGUCCCAUUGCAACUUAUACACAGAGACUCUACGACGAAGAAAACUACAAUAGUCUGGAAAAAUCCAAGGCCAUCAUCACCAAGAUAUUGUCGGCCAAUUAAAAUUCAAUGUGCAAAAGAAUCAGUUGACUUGACGAAAAAAACAACUAAUGACAUAGAAAACCAGAAACAUGAUCUGAAUGCAUUUGAAACUACUGUUGACGGGAAAAUCGUGUGUGUUAAAUAUGAUUUGUCCUUGACAAUGAUAGAUACGAAAGUAUGCAACUCACUGACAGAUACAACAUCUGCGAUGCGUUGUUAUCUGUGCAAUUGUACAUCAAAAGAUUUCAACGACAUAGAUGCAAUGAUUAACAAAAAAAUUGUUUCAGAUCACUUAAAAUUUGGCCUAUCAUCUCUACAUUGUUGGAUUAGGUGUUUCGAAUUUAUAUUACAUUUGUCGUACAAAUUAAAAAUCGAAAAAUGGCAGGUACGUAAGGGAGAGGAAAAAGAGUCGGUUGAAAACAGGAAAAAAAUAAUACAAGCUGCUUUUAAAAAAGAAAUGGGCUUAAAUGUUGACAAACCGAAAGCUGGAAGUGGAACAUCGAACGAUGGUAAUACGGCUCGUCAUUUUUUUGAAAAGUACCAACAAUCUGCAAAAAUAACUGGAAUUGAUCAGGAUAUUAUACAUCGUUUUUAUAUUAUACUGCAAGCCAUAUCAAGUGGACAUGACAUUAAUUUGGACAAUUUUAGACAGUAUACUGAGAAGUUAGCUAGAAUGAUUGUAGAAAAGUAUGAUUGGUAUUACAUGCCAACUUUAGUACAUAAGCUAUUAAUUCAUGGCCCAGAAAUCAUUCAAGAUUCAGUUUUACCUAUCGGUCAAAUGUCAGAAGAUGCACAAGAGGUCUGCAAUAAAUUUUAUUCGAUCUAUCGCCUGAGCUUUGCUAGAAAAAACUAUCGUCAAAAAACAAUGGAGGAUGUGUUCAAAAGAUUUUUAGUAGCUUCUGACCCAUACAUUUCUAGUUGUAGAAAAUUGCCAGCUAAACAGCUAAAAUCUUUAUCAGCAGAUGCUAUUAAUUUAUUGUCGUCUCCAUUUGUUGAUAAAGAAGAGGAGCAGGACAGUACUGAUAUUAGCUCUGCCUCUGAGUCAGAGACAGAUGUAGAUGCUUAUGACCUUCAUGAUAAUGAAAAUUUUUUUAUGUAAUUCUUCUUUAAAGCAGGAAAUACUUUCCAAUUUUAUAAUAUUAGAGUAUACGUUUUUUAAAUACUUGUAUAAGUUAUAAUACAAUUCAAAACUCUAGUUUCGUGUAUAACCUAUAAUUUUCAAUUUUAAUAAAAAUUUUUGUGAAAACUUGAAAAA